AUGAGCCCUCAGAUGAAUGCAAAGCUCCUGAAAAAAUACAAAAAUUUCAUUGGUGACAACGAAUUUUUCAGGGCGUUUAUACCAAACUACGAGGAGGUUAUUGGAGGAGAUGACGAGCCUAUUGAGCCAUACACGUUUGUCAGUAGUCCUAGGUUUAUUCUGCAUGAGCUUAAAGAUUAUCAGAUUGAGGGAUUAAACUGGCUAAUUAAUAUGCAUGAAAAUUCUAUAAAUUGUAUACUAGCAGAUGAGAUGGGAUUAGGAAAGACUCUCCAGACGAUUGCAUUUCUUGGAUACAUCCGAUAUGUGAGAAAGGAGAAGAAAAAGCACCUGAUUGUACUUCCGAAGUCUACCCUCGCCAACUGGAAAAGGGAGUUUAAGAAGUUCAUGCCUAAUUACAAGGUUCGUGUGUUUUACUCUUCUCGAAAGGAAAUGAGGAAGGAGGCAGAAGAAAUUAUGUCAUCGAGAUGGGAUGCAUGUUUAACAACAUAUGAGAUGUGUAUAAAUGCAAAGAAUAUUCUGAAUACAGUUAAUUGGUCAUACAUAAUUAUAGAUGAAGCUCAUAGAAUAAAAAACGAGCACAGCCUUCUUAGUAAGAUAGUUAGGAUUUUUUCUUGCGAUCACCGGCUUCUUAUUACAGGAACACCUCUUCAGAAUAAUGUUCAUGAGUUAUGGGCGUUGCUAAAUUUCAUAGUUCCUGAGAUCUUCAACGAUGCCGAGAAGUUUGAAAGGUACGUGAUGAACAUAGACGAGGGGGAUGGAGAAGCCAUUAAAAGGAUCAGAAGUGUUCUUCAGCUCUUUUUCUUGAGGAGAGAGAAGAUAGAUGUUGAGAAAGGGCUGCCUCCAAAAAAAAUCAUCAAUCUAUAUUCGAAGUUAAGUGCUAUGCAGAGGGAGUGGUACAGGAUGCUUCUGAAAAGGGAUCUAUCUCCACUUGGAAAUACAAGAGACCCAAAGGGAAUGCUUAUGAAUGUUGUUAUGCAGUUGAGGAAGUGCUGCAAUCAUCCAUAUCUGUUCCCAGAUGCAGAGCCUGAACCAUACACCAAUGAUAAGCACAUAAUUGAGAAUUCUGGCAAAAUGAUGAUGCUUGACAAGUUGCUGGCCAAUUUCAAAGCCAAGGGGUCUAGGGUUCUCAUUUUCAGCCAGAUGUCGAUGAUGCUGGAUAUACUUGAGGACUAUGCAGUAUUCAAGGGAUAUAAAUAUUGCAGAAUUGACGGAUCUACAUCCUACAGGGAAAGGACAGAAGCAAUAGAUGCAUUUAACGCAGAAGGAAGUGAUAAAUUCAUAUUUCUUCUAACAACAAGGGCGGGAGGCCUUGGGAUAAACCUGUCUACUGCCGACACGGUGGUUCUGUUUGAUUCGGACUGGAAUCCACAGAUGGAUCUUCAAGCACAGGAUAGGGCCCACAGGAUAGGGCAAAAGAAGCAAGUUGUGGUCUUCAGGCUGAUUAGUGAGAAUACUGUUGAGGAGAGGAUUGUUUAUAGAUCACUGCAGAAGCUCAGGCUGGAUGACAUUUUGCUGCAGGGAAGAUAUCAUAGAAACUCCACCGUCAGUCAGUCUGAACUUAUUGAUAUUUUGGCAAACGGAAUGGAAAUUGGGGAGGAUGAAGGAAAGGAUGAGAGUAUCGACGAUAUAAUUAGAAGAGGGGAGGAGAAGACUCGGGAGAUGAAUAUGAGGCUAUGUGACUUCAAGAUUAGUGAUGGAUUGAACACAAACAUUGAUUGCUACAGUUGGGAAGGAGAAGACUACAAUGUCAAGAAGAUUGAGAGUUUUAUUGAAAGCAACCAAGAUAAUCAUGGGAGGUCCUCAAGGGCGAGUAUUCUCUUCCGAGCCAAGCCGCGAAUUAUUGAAUAUCCUGAGUAUCAAUUCUAUCCACGAGAGCUCCAGGACAUACAGGAGAAGGAGAUCAAGCUUUACGAAGAAGGCAAGGUCCUUUCGCAGAGUGAUAUGGUUAGAAAGAAAGAGCUUUUAUCACAGGGUUUUGAUUGGACAAAGAAAGACUUCCAAUCUUUUGUGAAGGCGAUGGAGAAGGUUGGAAAGGAUAAUGUUCCAAAAAUAGCAAUGCUACUAAGCCACAGAGAUGAUGUGGAGGCAUACCAUAAGGUCUUCUGGGAAAGAAUAAAUGAGCUGAGAGAUGCAGAGAAGAUAAUAAGUUCUAUAAAUAGAAGCCAACGGAAAAUGGAGAAGAGAUCCAGGAUCAGGGAAAUAAUUGAAAGAGAUUUUGAGGAUAUCAGCAGGAAGCUGGGAAAGACACGAUCAAAGCUUGGUGACUACAACAACCUCCUGUUGAAUCUUUAUAGGAAGUACAUUGAUUACCCUAAUUGGGUAGAAUGCAUUCGUAAGGAUAUCCUAGGAUUAACUGAGUAUAAGUUUGAUUAUUAUCUCCUGUCAAGAACAAAUAGUGAUAUCCAGAAGCAUGUCAAUCAUCUUGUUGAUACACUAGUUAAGUCUUACAAAGGGACCGAAGCAUCCAAGGUAUGUCCAAAGGCUUAA
Encephalitozoon romaleae SJ-2008 is the source of this 2487-nucleotide messenger RNA. RefSeq names its product SNF2 DNA/RNA helicase. The transcript has a single exon. The record is from RefSeq and is a predicted model, not a curated record. NCBI's taxonomy places the organism in Eukaryota, Fungi, Microsporidia, Unikaryonidae. Gene Ontology annotation, molecular function: ATP binding; nucleosome binding; ATP hydrolysis activity. Gene Ontology annotation, cellular component: nucleus; chromatin. The coding region runs from base 1 to 2487 and encodes 828 amino acids. Gene Ontology annotation, biological process: nucleosome organization; regulation of transcription by RNA polymerase II.